AGUCUAAGCCUUCAGCUCACCAACUUCUCGACGAGCAGCCGGUUAGAAAUUUCUACAUUGUAUUACUGAAAAUAAAUUUGGAACUAUCAUUUGAAUAACUUAACAAGUAAAUUAUUUUAACAAUAUCUAUUUUAUUAUAAUAUUUUCUUAGAUAUAAUUAAUAUUUUAUUUAGAGUACAUCCGUUUUUAGGUCACAUUCGAAGAGAGGAUAUAUAGAAUUAGCUUUUUUUUUCCUCGUCUCUCCUUGUCUUUCUAUAAGUGUAUAUUCUUUCAAAAUAUAUAAAUAGGUUCGUUUCUCUCGUAAAAUAAUUCUUUCUAUUUGUUUUAAGUUUACGUUUUACAAAUUGUAUUAAUUCGAAAUUGUAUGCUUUAUUUAGUAAGAAUAAUAUAUUUAGAUUGAGUAGCGCUAGGCGUAUAUUAGUGGUUAUGGCAGUCUUUUUGAAUUUUUUAUUAAUUUAACUGAAUAAAUAGUCAUUUUAAAUUUCUAGGACGAAAUGUCUAGACAAAAGUAAAAUUCUUUGAAUAUUGCCAAGACAUAGUCUUAUUUAUUAAUACUUAGGGAAUUACACAAGAAUCAACGAAAAAUAAGUAUAUUCCUUACGCUGAAAUUUACCUUCGAUUUUUUUUCUCUAAAGAAAAUAUUAUAGGUCUAAUGUUUGAACAAUGCUCUUCCUGAGAAAUGGUGUGCAUGCUUAAAUAUAUAUUUCCUAUAUAGGCCAUUAUAUUUAGCCUAGUAAUUGUCGAGCGAUUUUCAUGAUAAGCAAAUAUUAAAUGAGCAAUUGAUGCGGUGAAAACGUAUCUAAAAUCUAAUUUAUUCCAGUUAUUAGCUUUAUACAUACUUUAGGAUAUAGAUCCGAAUAAUUUUCCUAUUUAACUAUGCAUCUAGUCUAUUUAUGAUGAAAUUGUGUAAUAAUAGUGCAUAAUUUUGAAACCCUAGACAGUAUGUCCGAAAACAGUUCCAACACAACGGUGGAUGAUAAUGUAGUCAAGGAGAAAGAACUACUAAUGGGUGAUAAUGUUCAUGUUGGAAAUGACGAUAACGAGGUACACGUAACUCCUCGAAAUGAAGAAUUAAAGGAGGAUAGAGACAAACUCGUUGACAUAAAUGUAAAUGAAAUUCAAGAUAUUGAAAAUAAAUCAGAGAAAGUUCCUGCUACAGAUGCUAGUAAAAACGAUGCUGCUCUUCUAAAUGAAAACUCAAACGAAGAAGAAAACAAAGACAACGAAAACAGCGUUGAAAAGCGAGUAGAUGAUAUUUCGAGUGAAGUCGACUUAAAUCAAGAUCAAAUACCAAGCUAUUCUUCAGAGAAGGAUGAUAAUUCUCAGGCUGUACAGUAUGUUUCUGAGGAGAGUAAAAAUACUUGCGACAACGAAGAAUUGUCUUCCAAUAACGAGAAUAUUCAAAUUGAGAAAACAGAAAUGGAGAAAGUAUCUUCUUCAGAAGAAUUAGAAAAAGAUCUCCCAUCGGAAAAACCGUCAAACGAGGAUGUACAAGAUGAUAUCUCUACUGAACAGCCUUCAAUAGGAGAUAAUCCACCAUCGCUAAAUAAGGAAUCAAAUCAAGAAAUAAAUAAUAGCAAUCUUCUAAAUUUUACCAACGAAGGGGUAGAAGAUGAAACAUUGUUAAUCCGUGGUCUAGCUGCCAGUGAAGAAGAUUUCAGGCUAAACGGUCAACCACAGAUUUCUGCUGAAGAAAAUAUUUCUUCACCCAAUGAUAUUCCAUCGCCUACCGAAGAAUUUAGUAAUACAGUUACUUCCACUCCGCUGACUACUACGCUGCAUCAACUGAUAGAAGAUCCUAUAGUUGGAAGUCAAGAGAUGCUAACUUCAGAAGAGUUAAUAAAUGUGGAGUCUUUAGCCAAAGAUCAAUAUUUAUCCACUACAGAUGUUGAUAAAUCUCUUAAUACAAGCGCAGGGGAGCUCACAGCUCCUCAACCAGAAGAACCGUCAUCUCAACUCGUCGAGCCUUUAUCCUCUCAAACUGAAGAACAUUUAGCCCCAGAUUCAGAAGAACUCUGCGCAACAAAGUCUGAAGAUAGGGCUGCCGAUUUGCCUCAAGACCUUCAAGAGAGGAUCACCUCAGAUGAAGAUCGAUUGGAUUCUACAGAAAAAUCAAAUACUAAUGCUUCCCAAGAUAACCGAUUUGAAUCCCCUUCAUUAGAAGACCAGGAAAUUCGUGCAGAAGAUCAAUCAUCAAAUGCUUUUAGUCAAAACUCCGCUCCUAAUGAAGACAUCAACAAGUACACAGAAGAGUCAAAUUCUGAAAAUUCUCUUAUUGAUGUUGGUGAAGGAAGUAUACCUAACGACAAACAAAAUCAAUCUGCUCUUAACCAAAGGGAGUUGAUAUUAGAUGAUAUGAAGAUCGCUUCAGAUCAAGAGUCAAAAAAUGCAGCCGAUCAAGUAAAUGAAGAGGAAAAAGAAGAAAAUAUAGAAGAAAAGCCCUUCUCUCUCGAAGAAAAUCUUUCGCAAAAUACAGAUCUUCCAGUGUCCGAUUCUGUAACUGAAGAAAUUCUAAUUCCACAAGAGACCGAAAAUUUCUCAACAGAUAAGCUUACUCCUUGUGAAGAAGACGAAGAAAAUAUCGACUCAGAGAAAGAAUUCUCUCGAGAAAAUAGCAAUGAUCCAGAACCUGUAAUCGAAGAAAUGUCGAAAAAUCAAAUUGAGCUGGAGGAAAGUAUGCCUCAAUCAUAUGAAACAAAUGAAUGUGAGGAUUUUGUAGAAAUCGAGGAAAGAAAACUCUUAGCAUCCUCUCCACAAGAAGAAAUCAUGGACAAUCUGGAAAACGAAGAAAAAUUCGAAUGCUACGAAGAAACCGAAAACGUGCCAAGUCACUAUAGCGAUAUGUCAGCUAAUCCUGAUAAAAAAUUAAAUGUAGAGUCCCUUCAGACGAGAUUAACGGACCCUGAGCAACUUGACGCAAAUAAUGGAGUUUCCGAAAAUUUAUUGGAAUAUACUGAAGAAGUUGCAACCAACAUUUUACAGAGUAGUCGCGAAGAAAUUGCCAGAAAAUCGACAACCAGGAGUUUUUGGUCAAGAGAAUACCAAGAAUUCCUGAAAAAAAAAUUAUCGUCUUUACCUUCUCUUAUAUUCUUCAGUUUUAUAUUUAUUUCCGGUGUUCUAGGCUCUUCUCUCGAAAUGAGCGUUCUACCUUUUGCGCUCUUCAACGUUGUUGCAUUUUUAAGUAUUUUUCUAAUCUAUAAGUGCUUUUUGAGUUGCUAA
Dimorphilus gyrociliatus is the source of this 3219-nucleotide messenger RNA. The record is from the annotation of a GenBank genome assembly. NCBI's taxonomy places the organism in Eukaryota, Metazoa, Annelida, Polychaeta, Dinophilidae.